UAAACAUUUAACCUGCACAGCAAUUCCUACCUUUUCAUCCUCUUCUUGGUUAGUGUGAGCUUUGUAAACACUCGCCCAUGUGCGUAAUAAUAAAAUAAACUAUUUUUUUUUGUAAAUCAGUAAUUUUUCGUAAUUGACGAAGUGAUCAAAUAACAGCAGACGUCGUCUGUGCAAAUUUGUGAUCAAUUAAUGAUUAUUUAUUUAUGAUUAUUGAAUUUAGCUGACAAGUGUACCAUGAAAUAAAAAUAAACUUGGCAGUUUUAUCAUUCUUUUGUCUAAGAUUUUUAGUGAUUUAAAUAUUUUAAGUUUAAUUAUUAAUUAUGGGAAUCACGGGAUUGCUGCCGUUCCUGGACAAGUCCUCGAAGAGAGGAAAUAUCAGUCAGUUUUCAGGAGGAACUGCGGCUGUUGAUACUUAUUGUUGGCUUCAUAAAGGAGUUUUCACUUGUGCUGAUAAAUUGGCCUUGGGUGAACCAACUGAUGGAUAUGUUCUCUAUUGUAUGAAAUUCGUUCAAAUGUUGCUGGCGAACAGGAUAAAGCCAAUCCUGGUGUUUGACGGCUGUUACUUGCCGGCCAAAGCUGAGACAGAAUUAAAACGACGAGAAUCGAGAGAAACGAAUAAACGACGAGCUGCUGAGCUGAUGAAAAUGGGCCGUAAUGCUGAAGCCAAAGCUAUUCUGCGUAGAUCUGUUGAUGUAACUCACGAAAUGGCUCUGCAAGUUAUUAAAAAAUGUCAUGAAUUAAAUGUUGACUGUAUCGUUGCGCCAUAUGAAGCAGAUGCUCAAUUAGCUUAUUUAAAUACAUCCGGAAUAGCUGACGUUGUCAUCACUGAGGACAGUGAUUUGACGCUGUUUGGAUGUAAAAAGAUAUUUUUCAAAAUGGAUAUUAGCGGCAAUGGAGUUCUGGUAGAGCAGGAUCGUCUUCACCUGGCUAUGAAUUUAAGCCCUAAUCAAUUUGACAUUGACAGAUUUCGUCACAUGUGUAUUUUGUCUGGGUGUGAUUAUUUACCGUCAUUACCAGGAAUUGGGCUCAGCAAAGCCUGUAAGUUUGUGCUAAAAAAUUCAGACCCAGAUAUUCAUAAGGCACUUGGACGGUUGAGCUCAUACUUGAAUAUGAAAUCACUGUCUGUUACUCCAGAGUAUCGUGAUUCAUUUAUACGAGCGCUUAUUACUUUUAAACAUCAGUUGGCAUUCUGUCCAAUGCAGAGAAAGCAAGUGAGACUGACAACUCCACCACCUGAGGUAACACCUGAACAACUGCAUCAUGCUGGAGAUGAAAAACCUUCUGACUUGGCGUAUCAACUGGCUCUUGGUAACUAUGAUCCGACUACGCUGAAAAAAAUGCAUGAUUAUGAUCCAGAUGAAGCGCUAAAGAGGUCAAGAAAUUCUUGGCACAGUGGUUCGAAAAUUACACAUCCAAGUAUUUGGUCUAGAGAUUUUCAAAUUCCGAGUCCUAAGAAAACUCCAGCAAAAAAGAGCGACAAGACUAAAUGGCCUAAUACUGCUGGUAAAGUUAUGGUUGCUAAUACAGAAGCUCUUAAAUUUAAAUCAAGUCCUCUAAAACGAUCUUUCGAAGACAUGGAAACUGAUCUUACUGAAAGUGAUAUUAUUAAAAUGUAUGGAAGUAAUAAAAUUCAAAAAAAUGAAGAGCCAGUUGAUGUUAAAGUUGAAGAAGAAGAAGAAAAAGAAGUUGAAGAACAAAAAACACCGCCAGCAGCUUCUCCCCAAAGUAAACCAAAUCCAUUUUUAAAAAAAUCAACCGAAACAUCUCCUUGUUUAUUACGAGGAUCGCGAAGAAGAAAACUUCGUACUUUUAUUGCUGUCGAGCCUACUGUAGUUGACGAAAGUGCUCCAGUUGUGAGCAAAUAUUUUAACAAUAACUUAAAUCAGACUGAAGGAACAUCGACAUCAUCAUCAGCAGCAGUGAAGGAUCUGAUUGAUCGGGGAAUUCAUUUCAUUCCAGAAACACAAGACGAAGACUUGCCACUGUCACAACCAGACUCAUACAAAGAAAACAAGAUUAGUGUUAAUGAUAAUAAGUCUGAAGAAAAACAAGUACUCAGUAGGUUAGAUUCAGGAAUAGAUAUGAAAGAUAACAGCAAUGAUUAUAUAAGUAAUGAUAUAAAAAUUUCCAGCGACCAACUUAAUCAAGUUUCUUCUCCGGCCAAGCAACAGUCGCGUCAUCAGGACGAGGAUACUUUGCAUAAUCAUAAGCACAAUCUUAGUGAUAAUAAUAUGGAUAAUUUAGCAACCGAUCCAGUUCCUGACGAUGACAUAGAGUGUUCGACAAUUACCUCACAUGUCACCAGUUUAAGAAGCAGUUUCUUCAAGUGGUCAAACACCAGAGGAAGUUCAAGUAAAUUAAAUACCGGCGACAGUAGUCCGAUAGCUGUCAAAAACAGCAGAAAAUUACAAACCAACAGUAAAUCUUCACGGACACUGACAACUAAAAAAACUCCGCCAUCCACUCAACACAAUCUUCUAAAUUCCUACGGCUUUGAGAAAAAAAAAAUACUAAAAUAA
This is a messenger RNA of Microplitis demolitor, 2519 nucleotides long. RefSeq names its product exonuclease 1 (gene tos). NCBI's taxonomy places the organism in Eukaryota, Metazoa, Arthropoda, Insecta, Hymenoptera, Braconidae. The record is from RefSeq and is a predicted model, not a curated record. Bases 321 to 2519 code for a protein of 732 amino acids. Gene Ontology annotation, biological process: mismatch repair; DNA recombination. Gene Ontology annotation, molecular function: DNA binding; metal ion binding; 5'-3' DNA exonuclease activity. The transcript is spliced from 4 exons. Gene Ontology annotation, cellular component: nucleus.